Messenger RNA from Mycena indigotica, 1788 nucleotides. Its product is annotated as GH16 domain-containing protein. The transcript is spliced from 16 exons. Gene Ontology annotation, cellular component: endoplasmic reticulum membrane; plasma membrane. NCBI's taxonomy places the organism in Eukaryota, Fungi, Basidiomycota, Agaricomycetes, Agaricales, Mycenaceae. Bases 1 to 1788 code for a protein of 595 amino acids. Gene Ontology annotation, biological process: fungal-type cell wall organization; (1->6)-beta-D-glucan biosynthetic process. The record is from RefSeq and is a predicted model, not a curated record. Gene Ontology annotation, molecular function: glucosidase activity.
AUGGCUGGCCAAGCUAGCCCACAGCAAGGCUACUUUGCGGUCUCAAACUCAUCUGCUGCCUCGCUCGCAUCGUCGCCAAAUGCUACACCGUCUCCAUUUCAGUCAACCCCUACAGGCGACCCUGGACAUUCCCCAAACCGCCCGUCCUCUCUGACCGCGUCUCUGUCGGGAAAGUAUCAUCUUACCGCUGACCCGACCGAAUGGGGUGUCGACAUAUCCCGACCAGAGCCGGACGAUACUUUACAUGACCCCCGCCGCGACAAGAAGUCGCACAAUGUUUUUACUCGACGUGGGAUAUUGAAUGUUGGCUGUAUCGCUCUUUUAGCUGCCAUUCUUCUCGGCCUCUUUCUUGGAUACCCCAUAGCUUACCACUUAACGCACAACAACUCAACUGCCACGAGCUCAGCGCUUGUUAAUUCUUCUGGUCAAGUUGCAAGCAUGGGCAACUUUGGUCUCAUCGACCUGAACACUCCGAAGGAAUUCUAUAAAAUCGCCUCAUAUCAUGACCCAUCGAAAGAGAUGCAGCUCGUUUUCAGCGACGAGUUUGAGGAAGAAGGUCGCACUUUUUACCCAGGAGACGACCCGUAUUGGGAGGCCGUCGAUAUGCACUAUUGGUCCACUGGGGACCUUGAAUGGUAUGAUCCCGCAGCUGUUACCACACGCGGAGGCGCGCUCGAAAUCAACCUCACACACUUUGACGACAUCAGCCUCAACCACAAUCUCGAAUAUCGUAGCGGCAUGAUGUCUACCUGGAACAAGUUCUGCUUCACUGGCGGGUUAAUUCUUGCCAAUGUUAUGCUGCCCGGGACAACGAACGUUUUCGGGCUCUGGCCGGCGAUAUGGACCAUGGGGAAUUUAGGCCGCGCAGGAUAUGGAGCGACAUUAGAGGGUACAUGGCCCUACAGCUAUGAUGCAUGCGAUGUUGGAACAAUGCCAAAUCAAACAUCAAAUGGCGGCCCACCGGCGGCCCUGAACACGGGGAAGGAUGGUACUGCGCUGUCUUUUCUGACUGGCCAACGCCUUUCCCGAUGUGUCUGCCCAGGCGAGUCUCAUCCGGGUCCCGUCCAUGAAGAUGGGACGUACGUGGGCAGAUCAGCGCCAGAAAUCGACAUGUUUGAAGCACAAAUUGGCGGCCCCGAUGAUGCUCAUGUUGGGCAAGUUAGCCAAACUGCCCAAUGGGCACCGUUCAACGCAGGAUACAAUUGGGACAACUCUUCCGCAAACCUUGAGAUCCGCGAUUUGACCUUGUCGUCGCAGAACACCUACGCUGGGUCGAUGUACCAGCAGGCGACAUCGGUAGUAACCACCACAAACCAGGAUUGUUACCAACUCAAGAAGCAAUGUUAUGCCGUUCAAGGGUUCGAGUACAUUCCUGGAUAUGAUCAAGCAGUAUGUCUUCCUUCUAUCUUAUCUUACGCUUUUCGUACCAACUCUGCCGCAGUUUCCUGGACCAUGAGAGCGGCAGCAGCUGGUGCGGACGCUGCAACGGAGAUCUCGGCCCGUCCUAUCACACAAGAGCCGCUGUACAUCCUUGUCAAUCUUGGCUUCUCGCAUUCGUUCUCAUGGAUCGACUUCGACAAACUCAUCUUCCCCGCAACGAUGCGUGUUGACUGGAUCCGUGUCUACCAACCCCAAGACAAGAUCAACAUCGGUUGCGAUCCAGCGGAAAGACCCACUGCUGCAUAUAUCAACACGUACCUGGAGGCGUACACAAACCCCAACCUCACCACGUGGCAUGACGACUACAAGCAGCCUGUCCCCAAGAGCAAGCUGAACGGUGGUUGUUGA